CGCCUCACAAAUUUGUCUUCUUUUUUGUGCAGAGAGAGAGAGAGAGAGAGAUUUAUAAAACCCUAAAAAUCAUGGCGAUUCGAUUUUCCCUCCCAAUUCAACUCAUCUCCUAGUCUCUUCCCUCCUUCCUCCGAUCUUUCUCUAAUCAAAGUUUGAUAGUGUUGCACCGGAAUUUCGACUUUUCAUCUCCCAAUUUCACGAAACCCUAAUUUUUGUUAGAAAUCGAACCCUUGAAGACGAUGUUGGUGGCUAAUUCCGACGUUUCCUCUUCGAUUCUCUCUCGUACUCCGCUAAUCCCCAACUCGAUCGAAACCCUAGACGAGAUUGAGGACUCGCCUUCGCCUUCGCCUUCCCCUAAUUCGCAAAUCCCGUCGAUUGAUGCUGAUGUUGUUAAUGUUCAGUCAUUGGCUCUUACGUCUCCCGAUCGAGAUCGUGAUUCGCCUCCGAACUUCGAUGAGUAUACCUCUUCGUCUUCUUCCGACGAAACACAAUUCGUUCCUUCUCCGAUCAAUUUCGAUUACGAUGAGUUCGGCAACGGGACUCAAGGCAUGCUAGAGUCUCAGGUUCGAAUUGGGACUACUAAUUCGCAAACUCUUGACGAUUUGGACGAUGUUAUCUGGGACGGGUCCUCGUCUGAUGAUCCCCGUGAGAAUAGCCAACCUUGGACGCCUAAUGUCUCGCCUGGAUUUGGAAGUGAUGAUGAUGACAACUCCAACUCUAAGAAGGAAUGUAACGAGCCUUUGUUGUCUGGGUUCAUGCAAAGACCUCUGAAGAUCGAUGAGCCCGUUACUGGCGUUGGUGCUGGGCUUUGGAAUCUAGGCAACACUUGUUUCCUUAAUUCGGUUUUGCAGUGUUUCACUCACACUGUGCCACUUAUCGAAGGCCUUCGUUCAUACAAAUAUCAAGAUCCCUGUAACUGUGGUAAUGAGUUCUUCUGUGUUAUAAGGGUUCUUCGAGCUCACAUUGAUUUUGCACUGAGGCCUGAAAGAAUCCCAAUGGCUCCGGAUUAUUUUCUUCACCAUCUUAAUUAUUUUUCUCCUGACUUCCAGCGUUAUCAACAAGAAGAUGCUCAUGAGUUUCUGCAAGCAUUUUUGGAUAAGUUGGAGAGAUGUUGUUUGGAUCGAACAAGUUACCGCAGCUAUGUGUCUUCUCAAGAAACCAACUUUGUUGACCAGGUCUUUGGCGGCCGUCUCAUCAGUGGGCUCCGUUGCUGCAACUGCAACUCCAUCUCUGAUACAUUUGAAAAGUCUGUUGGGUUGAGUUUGGAAAUUGAAGAUAUCGAUACCCUUGAGAGUGCACUAGAAUCAUUUACCCGUGUGGAAAAGCUUGACGAGCAAUUGACAUGUGAUAACUGUAAUGAAAAAGUCUCAAAGGAGAAGCAACUCUUGCUUGAUAAGCUUCCUCUAGUUGUCACAUUUCAUCUCAAGAGAUUCAAGAAUAAUGGAUUUUUUAUGGAGAAGAUCUUCAAGCAUGUCAAGAUCCCAUUGGAGUUAGACUUACAGCCAUAUAUGAGGGAUAAAGAGGAAAACGAUGUUCCUACAAAAUACCAUCUUUAUGCUCUUGUGGAGCAUCUCGGGUAUUCAGUAACCUAUGGACAUUACUCGUCCUAUGUGAGGUCUGCUCCCAAGAUAUGGCAUCAAUUUGAUGACGCGAAGGUUACCAGAAUCGAUGAAGAUAGUGUGCUGUCACAGGAUUCAUACAUUCUUUUUUAUGCACGGGAAGGAACUCCAUGGUUUUCUAGCAUCGCUGAACAGAUGCAGCCAUUGCUUCCAUUGCUUGAAGCGAGUUUAGCGAAUUCUUCGCCAAAGUCUGUGCUUGAUUCUUCUAACGGGGAGUGUUUAUCAGAGAUCAGUUAUGAGAAUGUCGAUAAAUCCAGCAAACCCUGCGACUCAGCGGGAGUGUCUAACCAACAUGUCAAGACAGAAGAAGAUUUUGUAUCCCUCUCUAACGAGCUAAACGAAGACGUGUUUCUAUCAGCAGAGUCUUCUAGUGACGAGGAUUCUUCUAUGCCAGAGCUUAUGGACCCGCUUGAGACUGAUGAUCCUUACGUUCCAUGGAGUGAAAAAGAACCCAAUACUUGUUUAGCCAUUGAAAGAGCUACCACUGGUGAUGAUUUUUUCCCUCUGCUGAUGGUUGAAGAUCAGGACUCAUCCCAAAAACAGCAAGAUUCUGCAGAAGGAACUUUUCGAAUGCAGCUCAAGCAAAUGGAAGAAACCGCAGAGAACCAAAAAAAGCCUUGGAAGCAGCCAUUAUUAAUAAGUGACGUUGCAGUUUCCAAGGAAGAAGACUUUGUUAGUGGAGACCUCAUGAAGAAACCUUCACCUCGUGCUAGAGAUUUGUUGGAUCAAGCGAUUUCUACAACAACUGGUUCUCCACCCAAAAAACUAAAAACAACAUGAGAGAGAGAGAUAUCUUGUUGACUUUCUUGAUCGCUUAUUUAGCUACUAGGUGUUCUAAAGAUGGGGUAAUGACUUUUGAUUAGAGACUUAAAUCAGGCUUAAUUCGUUUUCGGUUUUGUGCAUACUGCAUAGUAGUAGUUAUGCUACUCUGGUGUUGACUUGGUUUUUAAUGAUAAGAAGCAAGGAUUCAGAAUCUAAAUAAAGUUUUAGAUUUUGUUAA
This is a messenger RNA of Camelina sativa (false flax), 2619 nucleotides long. Its product is annotated as ubiquitin carboxyl-terminal hydrolase 20. NCBI's taxonomy places the organism in Eukaryota, Viridiplantae, Streptophyta, Magnoliopsida, Brassicales, Brassicaceae. Gene Ontology annotation, molecular function: cysteine-type deubiquitinase activity. The record is from RefSeq and is a predicted model, not a curated record. Gene Ontology annotation, biological process: protein deubiquitination. Gene Ontology annotation, cellular component: nucleus; cytosol.